Anolis sagrei ordinatus is the source of this 676-nucleotide messenger RNA. RefSeq names its product bublin coiled coil protein (gene BBLN). The record is from RefSeq and is a predicted model, not a curated record. NCBI's taxonomy places the organism in Eukaryota, Metazoa, Chordata, Lepidosauria, Squamata, Anolidae.
CUUCCCUGCGUUCCAUCCGGGGAGGCGGAGGGGGCGUGGCUUAGCCUGUGUCCAGGUGAUCCAGAGUGUCUUUGGCUCCAGGUGAGAUGUCGGGGCCCAAUGGGGAGCCACACCUGAGCCUGGGCCCAGCAGAGGAGGAAGAGGAGGACGAAGGGGAGGCAGCAGAAUAUGCGGCCAUCAAUGCCAUGCUGGACCAGAUCAACUCCUGCCUGGACCACUUGGAGGAGAAGAACGACCACCUGCACGCCCGGCUCAAAGAGCUGCUGGAAUCGAACCGCCAGGCGCGGAUGGAGUUUCAGCAGCAGCUGAGCGAAGGAGAAGCCCAGGAGGCCGAUGCCCAAAGACCUGGACUGGGCUCAUAAUGCCUGCGGUGUGGGUGGUUGCUGCUGUCCAUACUCCGGCUAAAUGAUCAAACUCUCUGAAUCGAAACGGUGCCGAUGACGACAACUUGGUGUGUGUUUCGGCCCCUUUCCCUGCUGUAAUGUUGUCAUGUCUUUAAUGGGAAGCUUGGGAGGAAUGGGGGCGGAUUGGCUCCUUUAUUUUGAUUUUUGGACAUUAUGCCAUUUUAGUUGAUCUUCCUGUUUAACAUUCCCGUUACACUUGCUGUAAUAUGAAAUUGGACUUUGCAAGUUGUAGGUUUUGCUUGCACGUAAUACAUAAUCCUUGUCUUCGUGGA